AUGGGAUUGAAAUUUCUGAGAAAGGUUGAACAUAACGAAGAUCCAUAUCUAGUUUUCCAACUAAAUAAUCUCACAAUGUCGGCCAUUAUCAGCAAGGCAAGUAAAGUUGUCGACUCGUUUGUUGGCAAAGUCACUCAAGCUACCAACUCUACCGUUUACUGGGGAAAGGUUGGUGCCGAACUCGGCAAGACAAUCUACAAGAGUGAAGGUUUAGCUCCGCCAUCUGCUCAGCAAUUCCAACUGGUUUAUGAGAACGCAUUUAAGUUUAUCAAAUCUCCACAGCAACAGAGAGAACUCCUCCAGAAAGCCGCUAAGAUUAGACCCACAAAGGAAAGUGCAGCUAAAGCAGGGGUCUAUGGUAUUCAAUUAUUAGCAUUUUUCUCCGUAGGUGAAAUAAUUGGCAGGAGACAUAUCUUUGGGUAUCCAUCACUUGGUCAUGAACAUUGA
Messenger RNA from Priceomyces carsonii, 447 nucleotides. RefSeq names its product F1F0 ATP synthase subunit g (gene ATP20). Gene Ontology annotation, biological process: proton motive force-driven ATP synthesis. The record is from RefSeq and is a predicted model, not a curated record. Gene Ontology annotation, molecular function: proton transmembrane transporter activity. The transcript has a single exon. NCBI's taxonomy places the organism in Eukaryota, Fungi, Ascomycota, Pichiomycetes, Serinales, Debaryomycetaceae. Bases 1 to 447 code for a protein of 148 amino acids.